Molecule: messenger RNA, 3002 nt
Organism: Pungitius pungitius (ninespine stickleback)
Lineage: Eukaryota; Metazoa; Chordata; Actinopteri; Perciformes; Gasterosteidae
Gene: cpt2
Product: carnitine palmitoyltransferase 2
Exons: 5
Coding region: 262-2274 (670 amino acids)
Biological process (GO): fatty acid beta-oxidation
Cellular component (GO): mitochondrion
Molecular function (GO): carnitine O-palmitoyltransferase activity
Source: RefSeq, a predicted model, not a curated record
UAGAGAAGCGUAGAAGAAGAAGUCGUCACGUGACGCUGUCCACUAGCUAAACUUCCUGUUUUUAAUUCAGUCCGUAUUUGUUCAUGUUUGCCGUCACUUCUCAAUAUAAUUUGUUUUUAACGAGCCGGAUAUAGAUUCCAAUAACUGCUAGGGGUGUGUGUUGGCCAAGGAAGCUCCGACACGCGUGUUUAAUUGACCCCCGCUAGCUCCAGCUGGUGUGCGCUUCACGUCGUCACAAGCUGACAGCAGUAGGUCGGCAGUAUGCUAGCGAGCACCAUGGCCAGUCCGCUUCCAAUGCACUGUGUGGCCUCUCUGAGGAAAUCCCGAAUCCAUUUAAGAGCUGCUGCCCUGGGCCUCAACAAGCGAAACUACAGCAGCAAAAAGGGGUCUUCAACCGAGUAUUUGCACCAAAGUGUUGUACCAUCGAUGCAUUACCAGAAGAGUUUACCCAGACUGCCCGUACCGAAGUUGGAGGAUACUGUCGGGAGGUAUCUAGCUGCACAGAGGCCUCUGUUGGAUGAGGACCAGUUCAGAACAACGGAGAAAAUCGCACAGGAUUUUCAGAAUGGUGUGGGGAAACAGCUGCACGAGGAACUGGUAGCUCAGGACAAAAACAACAAACACACAAGCUACAUCUCUGGUCCGUGGUUUGACAUGUAUCUAUCUGCUCGUGAAUCUGUGGUGCUGAACUUCAACCCCUUCAUGUCCUUCAACCCUGACCCUAAGGCAGAGUACAAUGACCAGCUUGUGAGGGCGACCAAUGUGGUGUGUUCAGCAGUGCGCUUCAUGAAAACUCUGCGAGCCGGGUUGCUAGAGCCAGAGGUUUUCCACCUCAACCCGGCGAAGAGUGACACCGAUAGCUUCAAAAGAUUAAUCCGCUGGGUCCCGUCUUCACUGUCUUGGUAUGGAGCUUACAUGGUGAACGCUUACCCCCUGGACAUGUCUCAAUACUUUCGCCUCUUCAACUCCACUCGGAUUCCCAAGAAGGGGAGAGAUGAGCUCUUCACCGACGAGAAAGCGCGACAUCUCCUAGUUAUGAGGAAGGGCAACAUGUAUGUGUUUGACAUUGUAGACAGGGAUGGGAACUUGGUAAAGCCCGCAGAGAUUCAGGCCCACUUGAAGCACAUUCUGUGCGACCCAACGCCAGCGGCUGCCUUUCCUCUCGGGGUCCUGACCAGUGAGAACAGGGAUGUGUGGGCCGGCCUGAGGGACAAGCUGAUAGCUGCUGGAAACGCAGAGGAUCUGCGGAUUGUUGACAGCGCCCUUUUCUGUCUCAGUCUGGACGAUGAAAGCAUGAGGGACCACAUCCACAUCUCCCACAACAUGCUGCACGGGGACGGCUGCAACCGGUGGUUCGACAAGUCCUUCACAGUCAUUCUGACCAAAGAUGGACAGGCAGCCAUCAAUUUUGAGCACUCCUGGGGCGAUGGCGUCGCUGUACUUCGCUUUCAAAAUGAGAUCUUCAAAGACACCACGGAGUGUCCACUGGUGAACCCGGCGUCCACUGCUGCCGCUGUGGAUUCAGCCUCUGCUGUGCGCAGACUGCAGUUCAACCUGGACAGCAAGCUGGAGAAUGGCAUCAAAAAGGCCAAGGAGAACUUUGACUCGAGCGUAUCUAAACUCACGAUUGACGCCAUGGAGUUCAAGAAAGGGGGCAAGGCCCAGUUAAAGAAGAGCAAGUUGAGUCCAGAUGCUGUAGCCCAGCUGGCUUUUCAAAUGGGUUUCCUGAGGCAGUACGGACAGACAGUAGCCACAUACGAGUCCUGCAGCACUGCAGCGUUCAGGCAUGGCCGCACAGAGACCAUCCGACCUGCCACCACACACACGCAACGAUGUGCACGAGCCUUUGUUUCCCAGCGAGGACAACACAGCGUGGAGCAGCUACAGGCCAUGCUGAGUGAAUGCUCCAAAUAUCAUGGACAGCUCACCAAAGAAGCAGCUAUGGGACAAGGUUUCGACCGUCACUUGUUUGCCCUGCGAUACCUGGCCACCUCGAAGAGCGAGCCUCUGCACAGCCUCUACACGGACCCGGCUUACGCUGCCAUCAACCACAACAUCCUCUCCACCAGCACCCUCACCAGUCCAGCUGUGAGUCUGGGAGGCUUCGCCCCGGUGGUGCCUGAUGGCUUUGGCGUUGGCUACGGUGUCCAUGACGACUGGAUCGGCUGCAAUGUCUCCAGCUACCCAGCUCGCAACGUCCAUGAAUUCCUGCAGUGUGUCCACAAGUCCUUAGAGGACAUUUUCACUGUCCUAGAGGGAAAGACCCUCGGCUAAGGAACGGGUGUUUGUCAUCCAAAAUCUUUGAUUUUACACAACAGCAGUGAUCAGUGUAUUUAUCUGCGAAAUGAUCUAUUGAGUGAGAUAAAUAUCUAAUACACCACUAACUAUACACAUAGAGGAUCGCAGUGCUUAGGUAUGAAUUUAUUAUACAUUUGAUGGUUGAGACUUUAAAUUUAUUGGUUUAAGGUGUUUGGAAAUAACUAUAGAUUAACAGAUGAUUAUACAAACUGAUGGAAUUGGGGGGGGGGGAAUAGUGUAUUAUAGUGUGAGCCAAGAGAUGUCUUCUGUGUAUAAUUUCAAAUAAAUCUCAUUAAACUGAAUAUACGCACCACUUAAAGAGAUUAAACCAUGUGUGCUGUGUACUUUGGCCUCAUUUGAAUUGUUAGUCUGUGGUAGGGUGACAGGAUACAAGGUUCAGAGUACAAUAUGUAUGCAGCACAGCUUUACAGAUGUAUAACUUCAGAAUGAAGUCAACUUCUGUGCCUCAUCAGCAUGUUGAAUCAACUUUUGCCUUUUGUCACAGUAAGCUCUGCUCAUGGAUGUGUUAGAAUGUAUUUUGAAAUAAAAAUCUAAUGACAUGUUUUAUAAAUGUUUGUUUCAUGAAUGCUAUUUACAAAUGUUUUUUAUACGGAUAUAAAUUAUUGUGAAUGUUGCGCCAUGAUGUCAAUAUCAGCAGAAGAUUAGUGUAAUGAAUUAUCACGAGUACCGUAGACAAGUAUAUA